GUCGAGCUCGUGCAGACGCCGCGCGAGGACGCCGCCAGCAGCAGCACGGCCCCCGCGGCGGCCGCCGGCGCGCCCGGCGAGGCGCCGCCCGCCGCCGCCCUCCUGCAGGAGGCCGCGGCGGCCGCGCCGUCGCCCGAGGACCGGGGGCACCGCGUGUCGCUGGCGUCGCCGGGGCGGCACCACAGGAGAGCGCGCCGUCGCUGGCUGGGCCGCGCCCGCAGGAAGCCCCAGCGCCCCCGAAGCGGCAGAUCGCCUGGGACCUGGCCGAGGGUGGCGACGGCGGCCCGCGCCGCGAGGUGCCCGGCGAUCUCGGCGGCUCCGCCGAGGCGGGGUGGGAGCUCGUGGCCGAGGCCGAGAUGCCGUGGGAGCCGAGGCGGCUGGAGCGUGUGGUGGACUGGAACACCGCUGGUCCCGUGGGCGCCCAGCACCAGGCCGACCAGGGCGCCGGCGGAGCAUCCCGCGGCGUUGGCGACUGGGGCACAGAAAUCUUUAAGAAGGAGAUCGGGGGCUGACCCUCGGCUCGAGAGCCUGCGCGGAGCAGGAGGAGGUGGACCACUUCGCGUGGAUAAACCUGGACCUGCAGCACGAGUGCGCGGGCCCCUACCUCGCGCGCGCGUUCGUGCGGUGCUGCCAGCUCUACCGCAGGCACCAGCAGGUGAACCUGCGCCCUGCGCGACGAGCGGGCCUAGGUUGACGCACGGCGUCAGUGAAAUUUGCCCCCGCGCUGCGAGAUCGGCCGCUCCUCGCGGUGAGCCGCCUCCUGGGGCUUGGGGGAGGAGGGCGGACCCUGAAUGAGGAGGAGCAGGAUCUGGCCGGCCUCACGCGUCCGCGCACGCCCGCUCGAGCGCCGAUGGCCCGCCCUGCGCGGCGCGCGAGGUGGAGGCCCCGUGCUGUGCUGUCUCGGCGCGCAUCGGGCGGCAUGCGCGCAGAAUUCGCGGUCCAUUGCCGCCGCUGGCAGCAUUCGGAGGAGGAACAGUCGGA
Prorocentrum cordatum is the source of this 981-nucleotide messenger RNA. Lineage: Eukaryota; Dinophyceae; Prorocentrales; Prorocentraceae. The record is from the annotation of a GenBank genome assembly.